Molecule: messenger RNA, 2019 nt
Organism: Cannabis sativa
Lineage: Eukaryota; Viridiplantae; Streptophyta; Magnoliopsida; Rosales; Cannabaceae
Exons: 7
Coding region: 300-2018 (572 amino acids)
Source: RefSeq, a predicted model, not a curated record
GAUUAAGCUUUGAUUCUUUUUUGCAAGAAUAGUUGAAGGUCUCCGUAGUCCGUCAUCCCUAUUUCGUUCUCUAUUCGACUUGUUUAUCUUCUUCUCAUUGUCUAAAACUUUCGCCUAACAAUCACUAAUCCAAAAACACCCGAUUCUUUUCCGGGCUUUCCUCUUUCACUGAAGACUUAUUCUUUCUUUCUGAUAAAACCCUAACUUUUCUCUCUCUCGCCGCUCCUGUUGGUUCCUCGGGCACGGCAAACCCACUUCGCCGCUUCCCUACUCUUCAUCGCUAUCAGGUUGUUGAUACCAUGGAUGCAAACUUACAGUCUUCGUCCCCAGACAAUUCCGAUAUUAAAACAGCUUUUCGCAAGCCUACUACGGAUGCUGCCAACAGAAAGUAUAGGCGUCAUUCUCCAGUUAGCAGAUCUUCAUCUGAUGGGAGUCCUGAACAUGACUAUGGCACUAGUCCAAAAUAUUCAGGGGAAGAUCCUGGAAGAGUUCAUGAAAUUCGAUCAAGAAGGAAGGAUGAUGGGAGGGAAGUAGGCAGAGAUUCAGAGAGGAGUAACUAUGGUAGGGGUAGUGAUACCGAUAGACAUUCUGAUAGACAGUUCUCCAGGGGUUCUCGUGGAUAUUCUAGGCAUGAUGAUUACAGCAGACAUGACAAACAUGCGGAUGAGGAAGAAAGAAAGCAUCAUAGGCAAUCUUCUCGUUCUGGUCGGGAAUCAAGAGGUUCUACUCAUUUUGACAAUUAUAGAUCUAAAGAUAAUUUUCGAAAUAGUGAGAAAAGUUUCCGAGAUAAAUAUGAUUCUUCUUAUAAGAGCAUGGAUAAGGCAGAAUCUGGCAGAAGGCAAGCAUAUCCUGAAGAUACUAGAAGGGAGAAACGUAAAAUGGAAAAGGAUGGUCAAGAUGAUAAAAAAGAUUUUGUUAGGAGUUCUGGAGAUUACAGAGGUGAUCGGAUGCAAACAAAUGAAGAGUUUAAGGGGCAUCGAAGUGAUUCAUCUUUCAGAAGAGAUGAUGGUAAACAUCACAGUAAAGAAAGUUACAAGAGUGAGCUGAAAGAGAGUGAUGGUGGGAUACUCACCAAAGAAGGAAGAAGAAGUGAUGAUGUGGAAGCUAAAAGGAGCAAGGAUAGGUGUAUUGGAGAAUCUGCAGAACAGUUUGUAGAAAAAUCUGUUAUCAAUAGUGAAAAUCAAGAAUCUUUUUCAAAAAGACACAAGUUUAGCUUGAAGGAGGACAAUGCUAGUGUGAAAAAUGUUUCAAAGUCCACAACUAUACCCGAUGUAAAGGAGUCUAGUUCAAAGCAACCUGAGAAUGCCAAAUUGACUGCACAGGCUAAUUCCGACAUAACUAGUGAUAUAAAUGCUGCUAAAGUAGCUGCCAUGAAAGCUGCUGAAUUGGUGAAUAAGAACCUUGUUGGAGGGGUAGGAACGGGAUUCAUGACUACUGACCAAAAGAAAAAGCUGCUCUGGGGAAACAAGAAGGCCACAAAGGCAGAAGAAGUAUGUUCUGGUCACCGCUGGGAUACUGCUCUUUUUACUGACAGAGAACGGCAAGAGAAAUUUAAUAAACUCAUGAGUCUGAGUUUGCCUUGGUGCCUAUGGCCAAUUGUAGGGUGUGAAGGGCGAACCGAAAGUGGAUCACAAACCAGAAAACCAAGAAGGUGGCGACCUUCAAUCCGAGAAGCAAAAGGAACUGCAGAUGGAUUUAGAGAGGCAAUACACUGCUGGGCUGCGCAGGAGAGAUGGGCGUACUGUUGGACUAGGCCUUUAAGCAUUAAUCACGGAGCGCUUAGGUAUCCAGACCUAAAUUUUCCAAUUUGGUCUGCUGUUGUCUUAUUCUCUUGUGCAAGAUUGAUGUUUCUUUUGACUGCAUACUUGUUUCUUGAAAAACAUAAUGUAUUUACUUCCAGCUUUGCUUUGCUCAUACUUGGAUCUGAAUGUUUAACUUGUAUAAAAGAGUUAGCCUCUUUAGCUGCCCAAUUGACUUAUAUUAUUUAUUUAUUUUUUUUUGUGUUUUCUCUAAACUAAA